Molecule: messenger RNA, 4692 nt
Organism: Centrocercus urophasianus (Greater sage-grouse)
Lineage: Eukaryota; Metazoa; Chordata; Aves; Galliformes; Phasianidae
Gene: CEP85
Product: centrosomal protein 85
Exons: 13
Coding region: 197-2539 (780 amino acids)
Cellular component (GO): centrosome
Source: RefSeq, a predicted model, not a curated record
GGUUGCCGUGGCGCCGUGCUACGUGUCGGCUCCCUCCCUUACCGCUCCCUCCCUUACGGUUUCCUCCGCCUCUCUUCCUCCAUCCUGGGCUGUUGUUCCCUCUCCUCACCUCAGGGCCCGGCCGGUGGGAUCGCGGUUUGCUUUGCGCUGAUUAAAGCCCCGUCUCUUGUCGCCCCGCCGUCGUGCAGCACGUAAGAUGGCUGCUCUCCAGAAACAGCCGGAGCUGAGGCUGCAGCGCGGCGAUCCGCUGGAUCCUAGUGCUGCUCAGAAGAGUCAUUUCUCAGAGACUGACUGGAAAACACCAAUGCUGUCUGUGAAGUUCCAGAGCCGCACCAGUCGCUGCUCCAGCGUGGCCGACAGCGGUGAUGUGGGCAUAGGGACCUCCUGCUCCGACAGCACAGAAGACUUCUGCAGUACCAGUAACGGUUCCUCAUUCCAGCCCAUUAAAACCCAAGCAACCAUCCCAACAGCCCAUGUUAUGCCAUCCACACUGGGUGCCUCACCCUCCAAGCUGUCCUCAGCAGGAGAGCAGAGCUGUUUGCAGAGUACUUCCAAAACUGCUGUGCCAGGGGCUGCUUUGGAACAUGCAGGACUCCUGAGAAACGGAGACUUUAAUGCUGGGAAGUCAUCUCAGCUGCCACACAGUGAUCUGCUGCGCCUCUGUGGGACUUCAGGGGAAAAUGGAUUUGAGAAAUCCUGGCGUCCUGUUUCUGAUCACGUGAGAACAGAAGAUACUUGGAAGUUUGACACCCCUGCCAUUGAGCGCACCCUUAACCAGUCUCUCUUUCUGGAUAGUUUGUGUGCUGACCCUCUCCAGAGGUUCCAGAAAUUCAAUCCAAACUCUGGGGCAGCUGAGGCAGGGGGAGACCAUUAUAAGGUGCUGCCAGAGAUCAAGCAGUCUGCAGGGGCUAAUGGAGCCUGUGACGGGACGUGGCCAAGAGGCAGCAGGCUGGUGCCAACGGGACUCCAGACCAACAGUUUCUUUCCAAAACCUGUAACACCCCCAUCUGUGGCAUGGAUGCAAGAGACUUGCACGCUGCAUCCGCACGAGAGGAUCUGUGAGCUCAGUGCUUGGAAACAACAGCUGGACAGUGUGCGACUGCAGAUAGAGCAGAUGCAGUUACAAAAUGGAGGUGCCUGCCACCAUCCCUCCAUGUAUUCUCCUUCACUACCUACACCUGAUCCAGCCCAGUGGAUCAACAUCCUGAACUCCCAUGAAAACCUACUCAAGGAGAAAGAGCUCCUCAUUGACAGGCAAAGGCAACACAUAUCCCAGUUGGAGCAGAAGGUCCGGGAGAGCGAACUGCAGGUUCACAGCGCCCUGCUUGGCUGCCCAGCGCCCUAUGGAGACGUCUGCAUGCUGAGAAUGCAGGAGCUGCAGCGGGAGAACACGUUUCUCCGAGCACAAUUCGCAGAGAAGACUGAAUCUCUCAGUAAGGAGAAGAUUGAAUUGGAAAGAAAACUGGCUGCUGCAGAGGUGGAUGCAAAGCUGAUCCAGGAGACGCUGAAGGAAAAUAAGCAGAAAUAUGCAGAGGAUUUAAAGAAGCAGGAAGAAAGGGUAAAGGGAAGAGACAAACACAUUAAUAAUCUUAAAAAGAAAUGCCAGAAGGAAUCUGAACAAAACAGGGAGAGGCAGCAGAGAAUCGAGACCCUGGAACGAUACCUGGCUGAUCUUCCAACUCUUGAGGACCACCAGAAGCAGAGCCAGAAGCUAAAGGAAUCUGAACUGAAGAGUACUGCUCUGCAAGAAACAGUGCUGGCACUGGAAACAGAGCUUGGAGAUGUACGAGCUGCAUUCAGAGAGCAAGGGAUGCAGCUAGAAACCCAGAAACAUAAAGAACUGGAACUUCUUUCCACUGUGCACAGCUUGCAGGACAAGGUGCAGCAGUGUGUAAAGAAUGCAGAGAGAGGAACUCCUGUACAGGAUGGGGAAAAACAGAAAAUAGAAAAUGACUCUCUGAAGAAAGAAUGCGACUGCCUCAGGAAGAUUGUGGAAAAACAGCAGAAGAAGAUGGAGCAGUUGUCUUCGCAAGUGAAGAACCUGGAAGAACAGGUGGCCCAGGAAGAAGGAACAAGCCAAGCUCUGAAAGAGGAGGCAGUGAGAAGGGAAAAUGCGCUGCAGCAGCUGCGGACUGCAGUGAAAGAGCUUUCAGUGCAGAACCAGGAUCUCAUUGAGAAGAACCUGACCCUUCAGGAACGGCUCCGGCAGGCAGAGCUGACAGCUCAGCCCCUGCCUGCUGAGACUGCCCGCCUUGCCCAGGAGUUGCACUGUGAGCUGGCCAGCUGCCUGCAGGAUUUGCAGUCUGUCUACAGCAUUGUCACUCAGAGGGCUCAGGGCAAGGAUCCUAAUCUCUCCCUGCUUCUGGGCAUUCGCUCUGCGCAGUACUCAGCUAAGGAGAAGGACGACCUGCUGAACCCCGAUGCGCUUGCAAAAAAACUGGUGGAGGUAAAACAGCUUCACAGAGAGGUGGAGGACUUAAGAACGGCAAUAUCUGACAGAUACGCCCAGGACAUGGGAGACAACUGCAUCACUCAGUGAGGAGAGCUCUCCCCCCAAAGUAAGACAGGAAAUGAAGACUUGAACUCUCAGGAGACUAGAACUCCUACAAUUGAAAACCUGUUCAGCACUUUACCAUCCCAAUGCUUGGGUACAAACGUGUGGCUUAUCCAGGAGAAAUUGGGGGUUGUUGCCAGAAGUGUUUAUCUGCUGACUGGCUAACUGGAAUCGUUCAGGGCUUCAGUGUCAGGCUUUGCAGUAGCUUUGAUCUUAUAGAAUGUGUUUUUUGUUGUCUUUGCUGGAGCUGGUGCACUCUCUCACUCUGGGAGAUGAAUUCUGAAUAGCCUCCCAGGCAUGUCAGACACUGAACAUGCAAAUGUGACAAAAGCUAAAACCAACACUGAAAGAAAAUGUAUGCCCUGGUCUUUCUGAUAAAUUCUCUGCACAGAUCCUGUGCAGCUUGUAAGAGUGGAGUGCUAUCAGAGUGCUCAGGGAUAUCUGUGGAUUCUGUAGGCAAGCAGGUGUGCUGAUUAUGCUACCACUAAUUACAUCGCUGUGCCACGGCUUGUCAGGUGCUGUGUGCAGUUCUGGCUUGGAUGCUUGUGUAGCCAUUCAUGCACCAGGACCUGCUUUGCUCAGGUAAAUGCAGCCAGAGUCUUCUGGUAGCCAACAGGUGUUGGGGAAUAAAACAACACUAACAGAAGACUCAAAAUGCUGCCCCUGGAUCCUAGAAGCCUUAAACCUUUUAUCCCCCUGAAAAAGCACGCUGAGUGUGUGUAUGACCCAGGCUACAGAGGAAAUGGAUUGAUGCUGAAGUGCCUUAAUGUGCUACAGAAGCUUCCUGUCCACACACUGCUUUGUGCCUAAUGCAUCUGCUGGCAGGGUGAGGAAUUACUGUUUCUUGUAGCAGCCUUUAGAGCCAUUGCAAACAAUCCUGCAGGACUCUGAAUGUACGUAGCUCCUGCCUGAGCUGUAGGGACCCUCUGCACAGGGGGACCGCGCUGCAGGCCUGCUAGGAGAACCUGCAUGGCUCUGCUUGCUCCUUGUUGAGGAGAAAGCCCUUCUGGUCCUAAAAUGGCAGCAGGAUUGUACAGCUGGAUCUGAGAGCUCCUCCUGAUGCCAGUGAGGCUGCAACUGCUCAGGUUUUGUUCUAGUUCUGCCUCUGGUUCUCUGGUUGCUCCCCACUCCUGUGCCAAAUAAUUGGAAUCUAAAUUGGUGUGGGAUACAGUUAAUUUUGUCACAACUUUCUUAAUCUUAGUGGCAACUUUACAGUCCUGAGUGUUGGCUUGAGACAGUGCUGUGGUGCCAAGGGUGAAACUUGUGUUGGUCGCUCUCUCUUGACCCACAAAUGAUGAAGUCAGUGGUAAAACGGGGAACAUACUGCUGAAACUUCUGCCCCUUCAAUUGCUCUUGGUUCACACUGGGGCCGUGAGCCCUAAUUUUGAGAGAAAUGCUGUUGUAACUUUUGUGUUAAGAUUUAAGACCAAAUCUGUUUUGUUCUUGAAGUUAGGCCACGAGUUGGUCAGUGUGCCGUGCCAGCCAGCUCCGGGAUGGCAUGCAGAGCUUCCAGCAUGUGCUGUGUUACAUCUCAGGCUCUGUCCCCACACUGCUGGUUGCCACGUCCUGAGCUCGCUGUGGGCCAAAGCUUGUUGAGGUCCCGGCCGCCGGGAGCUCUGGCACGGAAGGCUGCAGGCUGGGAUGUGCUGUUCAGCAGCAGCCGCGUUCUGCUCAGGGUGCGGUGGGAGAUGUGACGCUGGGUGCAGGGCCGCGUGCGCCUCCUGCCUGUCCACAACCGGCUGCGCAAAUGGGAUCGCGGCAGAACGCCGCAGCCCUGAGGCUGGGUUGGCUGCCCCAGCCCUGCGCCCGUGCUGAGCCCCGGCUUCCGUGUCACCGCCUUGCGGGCUACCCUGCAGGAAACGGCCGUGCUUUUGUCCUGCAAAACGACCUCUGGGCUUAACGCAGAGCCCGGCUGGGCGCGGGACUCGGCCCUUCCUUCGCGAGCACCCUGCGCAGCGUGCAGGACCACGUGCCUCACCUCCCUGCUGGUUGUGCAGUUCGUAUUCCGACAGUUGGCGUUCAGCCUCGCGUUGUUUUCCUUCGUCGAGUCGAGCACGGGUGUAUUUAUAUCGGCGUUUGUCUUUACCCACUUGUUUGUACUGAAUGUUUUGAGUAUAAAAUAAAGCUGCUCUGCUCCA